GAAGUCAGAGCAGCAGAGACUUGUACUGGUGUAGAGGAAGGAGAUCUGUAAGAAGCAUUACAGCAUCAGCAGUCUGCGUGUGUGUGUGUGUGUGUAUAGUCUUGCAUGCGUUUACCAGCGAAAAUUACAGCAAUGGAUGCGCCACUCACCGCCGCAUACCCAUCCUUAGACCGGGGGACGGGGAGAUAAAUUAACGGGUUUAUUUUGUAUUAUGGUUUUGUACUUCUGAUUUAAAAAAAAAAUCGCUUUCUUUUUAUUUAUUUAUUUAUUUAUUACAAAUACAAAAGCUGGGCAGACAGCAAUGGUUGCUCCGCAGCGAUCCCAAUUGCCAGCCUCAUUCCAAGGGAUUCGAGCAUAGGAAACCCAGAGGAGGAACCGGGUGGUCUCAUUUUUUGGGGGAAAACGAAAAUAUAAAUCACAAGUGUGCAAUCUGCUGUAUAUAGGAAGGUUCGAAAGGAAGACGGGACUUUUAAUAUAGCGGUUUUUUUUCUUGUUUUUUUGUAACACAGAUUCAUGAUAAUGAACUCGUUGCAUUUCGCCGAGUUGUCUCAAGCAUCUGGGUUCUCCGUGGUCCCAGUAGCCGGGUCUGCGAGCAGGGGUGCGCGCCCGGCGGUCACCACUGAGCUGCGAAACGACUUGGGCUCCAACAUCCAUGUUCUGAAGACAUUAAACGUGCGGUUCCGCUGCUUUCUAGCCAAAGUGCACGAAUUGGAGAGAAGGAACAAGCUGCUUGAAACACAACUGCAGGAAGCCCUCCUCCAGAAGUCCCGCUACCGACCCUUUUACACCCGGAACCAAGCGGUCCAGACCGACUUUUCGUCUUCGGAACCACCGCCCCCUGGGCUCUACCACCACUCUCGGCUGCCCGGUAACAUCUGGAGCUUCACCCACGUUCGCAAGCAAGGGGAGCGGUUCGAGACGUUGCAGGGACCCGGGGUGACGUGGACGCAUCCGGACGGGGUAGGGGUACAAAUCGACACCAUCACCCCAGAAAUUCGGGCGCUUUACAACGUGCUGGCCAAAGUCAAACGAGAGAGGGACGAGUACAGACGAAGAUGGGAGGAGGAGGUAGGCAGAAGACAGGAGGUGGAAGCCAUGGUGGAGACACUGCAGGAGAAUGCACAGGAGUCCGAAGUCAUUCAAGAGGAGCUGAAUGAUAAAGUGGAGCGGCUAAAGGCAGAAGUGGUGGUCUUCAGAAGCCUCAUGACCGACGGUAUCAAGAGGCUGCCAUGGGCUGCCCAGAGUCCCGGUUUAAAGCUGAUUGAACGUAGCUGGAAACAUCUUGACAUGAAACAAAUGUCUGACCUGGACACAAAGAUCCAUGAGAAGGCGAUGAAGGUGGACAUGGAUAUCUGCAGGAGGAUUGACAUCACGGCCAAGCUGUGCGAUGUGGCGCAACAGAGGAACUCUGAGGACAUGUCCACAAUGUUCCAGCUGAACCCACAGAGAGCCCAGUCCGAGCAGAACAGGGCAGUGGUGUGCAAGAGGAAGGCGCGCAAGCCGGUUUCAGACGAGGAGAGCUCCGAGAUGGAAGCAGAAAGCGCCUGUAACUCCGACGACGAGGUCCCCGGAUCUCUGAACAUCACGGACGAGAUGAAGCGCAUGCUGAACAAGCUGCGGGAGACGUAUGACUUUGAGGAUGACGACGACUGUGACAGUCUGAUCUGGGAAGAGAACGAGGAAACCCUGCUGCUGUGGGAGGAUUUCGCCAACUAUAACACUCCGGCUGCUAUCGGCCCCUCUGCUUGCGCCAAUGCCAACACCGAGGCUCAGGGAGAGGAAGAAAGUUUGGGAAGUCUGAUUGAUCAAACAGAAUCCCUGUUCAAAACCAGAGAGCAGGAGUAUCAAGAAUCAAUAGGCCAGAUCGAGCUGGAGCUCGCCACAGCCAAGAGCGACAUGAACCGGCACCUGCACGAGUACAUGGAGAUGUGCAGCAUGAAGAGGGGGCUGGACGUGCAGAUGGAGACCUGCAGGAGACUCAUCAAGGGCUCUGGCGGCAGAAACUCUCCAUCUGCUAGUUCGGUGGCCAGCAGCGACUCAGGGAACACAGAUGAAAUCCAGGAUGAACUGGAGAAGGAUGGAGAAGGGGAAAGCUCCACCAGUUGAUGAAGAAUGGAACUGUGGACAAAAUUUACAUUAAUAAGAAAAAAAAAAAGAAGACUUUAAUCCAUCUUUUCACUGGUGACCCUGCUUUUGUCCAGGGUUCUGAAGACCUCCUUAAACUAGAACCCUCUCCCUGUUCCACCCCCACCCAAAAGGAUUGGUGCUGUACAUUUCUAUUCUUGUACAAAAUUAUUAAUAUCCUGCUUCAAGAGUGUAUAUAAAAAAAAAUAAAUAAAUAAAUGUAGUAUUAAGCUGUACCCCUUUCCUUAAGCACUGCAGGUCCAGCACAUCCCAGACUGGCUUACAGGUUGUCAGGUUGUGCAUAAUUAAGAGCAAGGUACCACUGGGGCUAAAGACUAUACAGUACGUAUAGCAAUGUGCAUAUGUAUCACAGUAUAUGUGUCCCAAUUUGCCUACUUGUGUGCUGCAUAAUAAGAUCCUAAAGGUAAUUUUUAAUGCUGGACCAUUUAGUUAAAAAGGCAAAAAUUGUGUGAGGUAGGGAGAGUGUGUAUCGGUACGAACUAUAAAACACUCUUCUUCAUUCAAGAACCGUUUGCUCUUGCUUUUGCUCUUGUAUCUCGAUACAAACGAUGCAUACUUCUGUUACGAUAUACAUCACGUACGUAUCACUGUUCACUGAUUGCCAGAGAAACUGUUACACUCCUACUGAUAAGUAGUCCGGUUACACGGGGGAUUGUGUGCAGCUUUAUAGCACAGUGAAAACCGGAUCACUUUGCUGUGUGAAAUACGCAGGCUGCUCACUGCACUCUUAACAUGCUAGAAAGAUGGAACUUGGUUGUGUUGACAAUAGACAAAACCUACCUACCCAGGUCUGCAGUGCUCAAGGAUCUCCACACAGCCGAUGCAGAGUAACACAGUGUUAAACUACUAUGCAAUAAGCUAGCCUUAUUUAUGGAGAGAACUUUUUGCCUUUCUUUUGCUAGGCAGGAACUUCUGGAUGUGUCAGUGAAAAGAACGCUUCGAUCUGUUUUACAAGUGCAAAGCAAAACAAGGGAGCCUUACCUUUUGUGUAAAGCUGCCUUUUAUAAAAGGAACGGUGUCCUCAAGACUAUUUCUUUAUCGAGAGGGAAGGUGAGCAAAACCAUAAUUCGGAGAGAACAGUGUGUAGGAACUUUGUAAUCGCCAUGAUACUGAGAGAAACAUAACCGGAACCCAUGGGUCAAUGCAUUACCAAAAUGUAUUAAAUCUGAACGCUAAAACACAUGCGUACUAGUAUGUUAUUGGAGAUCUAUGUAGGCUACCUGCCGUUUUUGUUUUCUACAGUGCACUUCGAUUAAGUAUGGAUACAGUACUUGUACAAAGACGGUAUUUGACAAUCAGUUUCCAUGUUACCAGUUCAAUUCACUUCACCCAGUUAGGGGAGGGACUGGAGUGUGGUUUCAGCCGAGGGGCUGCUGUGAUUGGAUGCAUUUUCUCAUGUCGCUGAAUCCUUCUGAGCUCUUCAGCUUGCUGAUUUAAAGCCCCUAGGUGGACCAGUGAUAGUCAGUCUUGUUUCGAGGGGGGAGGGGGUUGCUUCCUGCGUUGUUUUAUACAUGUCCCUCAAAGAAAUGAAUGCCAAAUGGUACGCCGUUCCUUUUGAAUGCUUUUACUUCAAAUAAACUCUUAAAGCCAUUUCUUGUAUAUAGAGAUCUAAUUAGUGUUUUUUUUUUUUU
Messenger RNA from Polyodon spathula (Mississippi paddlefish), 3776 nucleotides. RefSeq names its product intermediate filament family orphan 2-like. The record is from RefSeq and is a predicted model, not a curated record. Lineage: Eukaryota; Metazoa; Chordata; Actinopteri; Acipenseriformes; Polyodontidae. Bases 514 to 2106 code for a protein of 530 amino acids. The transcript is spliced from 10 exons.